Bursaphelenchus okinawaensis is the source of this 1976-nucleotide messenger RNA. NCBI's taxonomy places the organism in Eukaryota, Metazoa, Nematoda, Chromadorea, Rhabditida, Aphelenchoididae. The record is from the annotation of a GenBank genome assembly.
AUGGAUUUGGCGAGCGCGUACGCGGCCAUCAGCACUCUGUCCAUACUCACGGUGGAUGAUGGCAUGGAACUAUGUGUGGACUUCUACCGGUUCAAGGUGGAAGGUCCCACUGCCAAAGCAUCAAGGCACAUCCAUUGUCCAGACAAUUCAACAGUCCAGGGGGAUUUUGCGUAAUUUGUCUUGGUCAAUCUUUGUUUUGGUGCCUUUUUGAAGUUGCCUUUCUUUGUCUUUGCUUUUGUCUAUGUAGAUUCUUGCUAGUUUUCUAUUGCAUAAUUUUGUGUAUGCAAAUUUUCUAAUUUUAAAUUGUUUUUCAGUGAGUACAAGUUUUACUCGGGUUUGACUUUUACAAAGCAUUUCAUCGUGCCGCAAAAUACAGAAGUUGGCACUGUUCUUCACGCUGGUGAGCACUUGGUUGGGUAAGUUUUAUAUUUCUGAUUUUUUUGUCAAUUUGCAAAAAUUUUUGCAUGAAUUGAGAACUAAGUCAGUAUAAUUAUGUUACUUUGUAGGCCGGACCCAUAUGUAGCAUUCUCUAUGGUAUCAGCCGGACAUGACCCAAAGUAUUUGAUCAGUGUUAAAAACCAGCCUGGCGGACUGCAGAGCUGUCCUUCUAACGGUCAUGUGUUUUACCAAGAAUGCGGUACUAGUGAAGCUUAUUAUACGCCGACGCCUAUUCCCGCUGGUGGAAAAUUUAAUUCAUUGAAUCUGAAUCAACUGGGCGUUUGCAAACUGACCUUUGGUCACACUCCAGAUGGUCGGAUUUGGGAAAGCCAGGGCCAGUGUCGGAAAUUGGUCGUCGAGGGAGAAUCUGCCAUUUUGAAACCAGAGGCAUGUCCGAAGGUAGAAAAGCUUGUGUUUACCAUGGUGAGUCUUAUUUUUAAGGUUUUUUUUAAUUUUGAUUUGUAAAAGAGUUUAAGCAAUUUUUUGCAAUUUUUUUUGGGUAGUUUAAAAUGGUCUUUAGGCUGUUGUUAUGUGGCUUGAGUACUAAUUUCAAUGGAAUUUUGAAUUUUAGUCUGCUCCUUCAGGCUGUUUUAGGGUUAGAUGGUUUAUAUAAUUUUGAAUUUUAGGCCGCUUUGAAGAACCGUGCUCCAUCGGCGAAAGGUGAACUGCCUGACGCUGAAGUCGACACCACCUUGGCAGUGCUUUACCUGAAGUAAGUUUUCUACAAUGUAAUAUACUUUACUUUUUGUUUUUCGAAGAUUUUCUAGAUUUUAUAAAAAUUUUUUUGUUAUUACCGGGUUUUUUGCAUUUAUUGCAGUCAAAAUAAGGUUUGGCUUCUUUUUUAUAUUUGUUUGUAAAAUUGUUAAAAUUAGAAAAGUUAAAAAAUUUGUUAUAGGCCUAAGCCACUUACCACCACCACCACGCCCGAGCCUACCACUGAAGUCGCCGAAACGGCCGUUCCUAAUUCAACCACUGAAGGAUCAGAGUAAGUUUUUAUGGCAUUCUUUGGUCUAUGUUUUGAAAAGUUCACGCUAAGAUGGAGUAGUUUUUUUUUAAAUUUUUUAAUGAAAAUCUAGCAUUUGAAUGCAAACUUUUUGUAAUGGAUUAAAAUUUUAAGUUUAGUUUUACUCUGACAUUUUUGUUUCAGCGCCUCCACCGUACCUGUAGAUCCUUGGAUGAUUGGUCUCAUUUGCGUUGUUGUUGGAAUCUCCAUCGGAAUCGUGGUUGCACUUGUAGUGUUUUACAAGAUGAAGGGCAAGAGAACUCGCAGAAAGAGCAAGAAAAGAAAGAAGAAAACGUCAAACACAUCGUCGGACACAUCGUCAAACAUCAAGUCCAACAUAUCAUCGAACACACCAUCGAACACACCAUCGAACGUACCACCGAGCCCAACGCCGAAGGAAAAGGCCAUCAUAAAAACGGGGAAUCCAGAAAUGGCUAACGCAGAUGGAAAGGUUGUCCCUGAAGAUGGAAAGCUUAUCAUUGUCGAGUUUGAUAAUUCAGCUAAACACCCGUCCGAUAAAUCCGCACGGGUCUAA